AUGGAGAUUUCCCCGAACUCCCGGCGUGCUCGAAAGCCUCCGCCGCCGAAGAAUUCCGACUUCUAUUCCACAGUCGUAAUAAAAGAUGGUGCUGCAUCAAGAGACCUCGAACCCGAUCCAGAGUCAUCGGAUAUAUACUCCACAAUGGUGUACAAAGACGACGUCGUUGAAGACGAGGAAGAAUCGCUUCCUCCUUUAUUAAAACACCUCCCGAAAGACUUUGGUGGAGGUGGUGAUGACGUGGGAGAUUCGGAUGAUGACGAUUUCGGCGGAUCGAUUUCGGGAACUAUGAUCGUGAAAACUGAUAGGAAGCGAUCGAAUUAUUCGGAGAGUAAUGUUGUGUCACCUUAUGCGAAGCCUCGGAGCACGGGGAUGCCGACCUGGGAGAGGAAAAGCCCAAGGGAUAAAAUUGGGAAGGAGGAAAAUGUGGGUGAUUUUUCGACGUUUGUAGUGAGGGAGGAUGAAGACGAGGAUGGGGAAUUUGGGACGGUGGUAAGAAGUGUUGGUUCAGGUGGUGGGAGUGGAGGGGGGACGAUGAGGAGGGCAGUGGAGAGCAUGCAGAAGGUGGGGGAGGUGGGGAUGAGGGGGUACGGGAGACAGAGGAAGAGUGGUGGCGAGAGUGGUAGUGAAGGGAUUGGGCAAACGCAGGUUAGUGCGAAAAUGUCAUCGAGUUCUAUACCUGAUAGUGUCAUCAGGGAGGAUCCCUUCACGAAGUACGAAUUGCUCCACGAACUUGGGAAGGGUUCAUACGGGGCAGUCUACAAAGCUCGAGAUGUAAGGACUUCAGAAUUGGUUGCUAUCAAAGUGAUAUCGUUAUCUGAAGGGGAGGAGGGUUAUGAAGAAAUUCGUGGUGAAAUUGAGAUGUUGCAGCAAUGUAGUCAUCCUAAUGUUGUUCGAUAUCUAGGGAGCUACCAAGGAGAAGAAUAUCUUUGGAUCGUAAUGGAGUAUUGUGGGGGCGGGAGUGUUGCUGACUUGAUGAAUGUUACUGACGAGCCUUUAGAGGAGUAUCAAAUAGCAUAUAUUUGCAGAGAGGCAUUGAAGGGUCUCUCAUACUUGCACUCAAUUUUCAAGGUACAUAGAGACAUUAAAGGUGGUAAUAUAUUGUUGACUGAGCAAGGAGAGGUCAAAUUGGGUGAUUUUGGAGUUGCUGCACAAUUGACAAGAACUAUGUCUAAACGAAACACGUUCAUUGGUACACCGCAUUGGAUGGCUCCAGAAGUUAUUCAAGAAAGCCGUUAUGAUGGCAAGGUGGAUGUGUGGGCUCUGGGAGUGUCUGCGAUUGAAAUGGCAGAGGGACUUCCUCCAAGAGCAACGGUUCAUCCUAUGAGGGUAUUGUUUAUGAUUUCCAUCGAACCUGCUCCAAUGCUUGAGGAUAAAGAAAAAUGGUCACUUGUCUUCCAUGACUUUGUUGCGAAGUGCCUUACAAAGGAUCCCCGUCUUCGGCCCACAGCAGCUGAGAUGCUGACGCACAAAUUCAUUGAAAAAUGCAAAAAUGAAGCUUCAGCUAUGUUGCCAAAGAUUGAAAAGGCAAAGCAAAUCAGGGCAUCAAUGGCUCUGCAAGUACAGGAUACAACAUCAGGCACUCCAUUACCAGGAGUUGGGCCACUGGGAGAUUCUACAUCACAUGAAGCUAUUGUCAACACAGUUCCAUCUAAGCGUCGUGAUGAUUUGCAUGUUACAAAUGGAACAAUCGCUAUCAGUGGUACGAAUAAAGCACCACCUGAUGGAGAGAAACCAGAUGGAGAAGGUGACUUUGGGACUGUAAUAGUUCACGACAGAGUUAAAACUGCUAAACCAGCUACUCAAACAUUAAAAAGCAUAAAAGAAUCCCCUCCUGCUCUAAGGCAUGCUGGAAGUCUUUCAGUCAGUGAAGUUGGAGAUAAAGCAAUUGACUCUUGGAUGGUCAAUGUCCCAAUUGGAGGAUCUCAAGCAUCUUCACCCAUGUUUGUCUCACCCGAACAAAACCUCAAGACAAAUAGUGUUCCCCAAGUAACUGCCAACAGCAAUGUUGGCAUCACUGGCGCUUCACUUGCUAAUGAGACUGUCAGCAGAAAAGCUUUAGAUAAGCUUUGGUCCAUAUACUCUGCCGGUAAUACAGUCCCAAUUCCAUUUUUGAGGGCGACAGAUAUAUCUCCCAUUGCACUUCUGUCUGACAAUGUUCUUGGAGGAUGGCAGCAGGAGAGUGGUGGAAUCGUAGCUAUGGAAGCAAUGCAGGAGCUUUUUACUGGCGAUGCUCAGCCUAAGAAGGGUAGAAGUAGACAAAACGAGGUGCCCCUUCCACCUAGUGUAUAUCAAAGGCUUACUUCAAGUCCAACUCUAAUGAAUCUUGCACAGGCAUUGGCAUACCACAAAAUGUGCUAUGAAGAGAUGCCACUUCAGGAAAUGCAAGCAGCACAAGAGCAACAGACUAUUCAAAACCUUUCUGAUACUCUUCGAACUAUUUUACGUUUAUGA
Fraxinus pennsylvanica is the source of this 2454-nucleotide messenger RNA. Lineage: Eukaryota; Viridiplantae; Streptophyta; Magnoliopsida; Lamiales; Oleaceae. The record is from the annotation of a GenBank genome assembly.